ACAAAGCACAGCUUUUCUUCUCCAUUUUGCACAUUCAGUACUCCAUAAAUUUUGGGUUUUGAACAUUAAAUUUUUUUUUUUGAAGAAAAGUUUAAACUAUCUGAACCAGCUCAAGCAAUUUCCAGCCUUUUUCUUCAUCUGGGUUGCUUUGUUUUUCAUAUUUGGAUACUGGGUGUUCUUCAUUUUUUGUUAAUUGAUUCAGUGCCAGGUAACAUAGAUUAAUGGAUUGGAUUAUUGGGAGUUGUAAUGAUGAUCUUAUGGUUCCCAUGGAUGAUGAAUUAUCGGAUAUGCUUAUGUCGGACGAAAGUUGGUCCAUGUGGGGUCCUACUGCUCCAGAAGGUUUUGAGUUACCCCAAAAAUAUUUCAUGAUGGAUCAACAUCCGAACUCAUCACUCAAUUACAGAGGCUUUUCUAAUGAAUUUGAGAUGAAAUCCAUUCAAGUGCCUGGGGAUGAUUGUCGGAGGAGUCUCUCCGCCAGGGAUUUACAUGAUCAACAAAACUACCAGCUUGAUGGCUUUUCAAGAAUCGAAGAGAUGGAUGAGAUUUUCUUGAACUCAUUGCUAGAGGAUCACCCUGGAAACGAGGAUCUUCAUGAACCAUUUUGCUUUUCUUCUGAAUCUCAAAGUGGGACGAUAUCAGCAGCUCAUGCAUUUACUCCAUCAGUGGGUUGGGAAAAAGAUGAAGUGUCUGCUCCAUUGUUCAUUCCAUGCAACUCAGAGCCAGAAGAUCCUGUAAAGGCACUGUCGGUUAAAGUCUAUGCUCACCAUGAUGAGAGCAGCUCAAAUGUACAUGUGGCUAAGCAAGCAUCUCUUGAAGAAUCAGUGAUGCAGGACCUUGAAAGGGUUAUGGCGCAGUUGACUAACAAGACCAGGAUUUGCUUCCGUGAUUCCUUCUAUCGCCUUGCUCAGAAUUCAGAGCAACAAUCUGUAUCGCAUACUCAAUAUGCAAGUGUUUCCACAAACACGCCCCGCUUGUGUACUAGUAAGGACGAGAAAAUAAGGUCUGGAAGAAAGAAAGCAGUUGAAUCAGAAACCAACUCCAUUGACAGAGCCAUUGCUAACCUCGCAUUUAAUAAGAUGGACUCUAAUGCACGAAGCUUUCAGACUACGUCAAGGAAUUCCAAUCAAGAGAUGACGAGAGGAACAAGACUACAUGACUAUCACUAAAUUGGCAGCAAAUUCAUCACCAUCUCCAGUCCCAUACUUCGGCAAAUGAUGCUGAAGUCCAAUCAGUGUUCGGCGACACUCAGAGAAAUAAACAAAUGGCCCUAGAGAUGUGUCAAGAAAUGCUGGCAAAAACAACAUGUAGUCUGAAAAGUUUGAGCAGAAAGCAGUUGUUUGAAGGCUAGAUAGAGGUUCCCCUACAUAAUGGCUUGAAUAAUAACAUCAAGACAAAGAACAUGAUGUAAAGACUAACUCGAGGAUAAGCUAGAAAAGCCUAGGAAGAAACAGAAAAAGAAACAUAGAGAAAAAGAGAAGAAAAAAAUAAGUGUGGAAGGUCUGAAAAAAUAUUUGUGUUCUCAGUUUCGGUGAAUAUGUAUUGUGUUUGUAACGACACUUAUAACAAGCAUGUAUACUUGUUCGUGAGGUGAAUUCGUUCUGUUGUUGAUUGAGUAUAUAUCAUUUCUAAUCUA
Molecule: messenger RNA, 1633 nt
Organism: Carica papaya (papaya)
Lineage: Eukaryota; Viridiplantae; Streptophyta; Magnoliopsida; Brassicales; Caricaceae
Product: protein LNK3
Biological process (GO): circadian rhythm; regulation of DNA-templated transcription
Source: RefSeq, a predicted model, not a curated record